UUCCUGGAUGUUGAAGGGUGGCAGUAGAUGAAGCCGCUCGCUAGACCAAAACCAACGGAGAAUGUAGACGGGUACAGUGGCAGUGGAGCGGCUGUUGGUUUAGUAAUUAAAACAUCAGUCAGUUUAUAUACAAAAAGUGGGGGGAUAAUUUGUGUGUGAUGGAGAGAGAUCGUUGUUUUUAUGACGCAUACAUGCGAAUUGGAUGCGUUGUGUAAUGCACAUAGAAGGGACUGUCUAUGGGGAGGAAUAUUAAUGGUUCGAGAGAUUUUGUCGGAGAAGCUAGCCAACUUUGCUAGCACGCUUAAGCUAGCUAGCUACCUGCGUUUGAGGAAAUUCUGCAAGGAUGCUACGUUGGAUACGGCAACAGCUGGGCUUUGACCCUCCCCAUCAGAGUGACACCAGGACGGUUUACAUCGCAAACCGCUUCCCUCAACAUGGCCAUUAUGUCCCCCAGCGCUUCGCAGACAACCGCAUCAUAUCCUCCAAGUACACUGUCUGGAAUUUUGUGCCCAAGAACCUGUUUGAGCAGUUCAGAAGGAUAGCCAAUUUUUACUUUCUUAUCAUCUUCCUCGUGCAGCUAAUGAUAGAUACGCCCACUUCUCCAGUAACAAGUGGACUUCCUCUAUUUUUUGUCAUCACAGUAACUGCCAUUAAACAGGGCUACGAGGACUGGCUGCGGCACAAGGCAGACAACGAGGUCAACGGAGCUCCCGUGUUUGUGGUCCGCAGCGGCAGCCUGGUGCAGACGCGCUCCAAAAACAUACGAGUGGGGGACAUUGUGAGAGUAGCCAAAGAUGAAACGUUCCCAGCCGACCUGGCGUUACUGUCCUCGGAUCGGGCCGAGGGUACCUGCCACAUCACCACCACCAGCUUGGAUGGGGAGACCAACCUGAAGACCCACUAUGCAGUGCCAGAGACAGCCGUAUCCCAGUCGGUAUCCAGACUGGAGGCCCUGCAGGCGGUGGUGGAGUGCCAGCAGCCCGAGGCCGACCUGUACAGGUUUGUUGGGAGAAUAACGGUAACACAACAAGGAGAGGAGAUCGUAAGACCCCUAGGACCAGAAAACCUGCUGCUAAGAGGAGCUCGACUGAAAAACACCAAAGAAAUCUUUGGUGUGGCCGUGUACACCGGCAUGGAGUCAAAGAUGGCGCUGAAUUACAAGUGCAAAUCCCAGAAGCGGUCGGCAGUGGAAAAAUCCAUGAAUACAUUUCUCAUCAUCUAUUUGGGUAUCCUGCUGUUCGAGGCCAUCCUCAGCACCAUUCUGAAGUACGCCUGGCAGGCUGAGGACAAGUGGAACGAGCCCUUCUACAACCAGAAGACUGACCUGGAGAGAAACAGCAGCCAGAUUCUGAAGUUCAUUUCGGAUUUCCUGGCGUUCCUUGUGUUGUACAAUUUCAUCAUCCCAAUAUCGCUGUACGUUACCGUGGAGAUGCAGAAGUUCCUGGGCUCAUUUUUCAUUGGCUGGGAUUUGGAUCUGUACCAUGAGGAGAGUGACCAGAAGGCACAAGUCAAUACCUCAGACCUCAAUGAGGAGCUCGGGCAGGUGGAAUACGUCUUUACGGACAAGACUGGUACACUUACUGAAAACGAGAUGCAGUUUCGGGAAUGCUCUAUUAAUGGGAUCAAAUAUCAGGAGAUCAACGGCAAGCUCGUCCCAGAAGGGGUGGCAGACGACUCACCGGACGGCUCCAUCCCUCGCUUGAUCCGUGAGGAGGAGCUGUUCCUGAAAGCAGUCUCGCUGUGCCACACGGUGCAGAUCAGCUACGAUCUGGAUCAGGCCGACGGCUUUGGCGACACGUUCUCCCACACUAACGGCUUCUCCCAGAUGGAGUACUACGCCUCCUCGCCUGAUGAGAAGGCGCUGGUGGAAGCCACCAAAAGGAUGGGGGUGACGUUCAUGGGGAGCCACGCAGAAUACAUGGAAGUUAAGACAUUUGGAAAAUCGGAAAGAUAUAAACUGCUCCAUGUCUUAGAGUUUGAUGCAAACAGAAGGAGAAUGAGUGUGAUACUACAGACACCCUCAGGGGAGAAAGUGAUGUUUACCAAAGGAGCAGAGUCCGCCAUUCUUCCCUACAUCAAAAGUGGGGAGCUGGAGAAGACAAGAGUCCAUGUGGAUGAGUUUGCAUUGAAGGGUCUGCGGACGUUGGUGGUGGCGUGCCGCCACUUCAGUGUGGAGGAGUACAGGGACGUGGACCGGCGUCUGCACGAGGCGCGCACCGCCCUGCAACAGCGCGAGGAGCGCCUGGCCGACGUCUUCAGCUUCAUCGAGCAGGACCUGGAGCUGCUGGGAGCCACCGGUGUCGAGGACAAGCUUCAGGAGAAGGUGCAGGAGACCAUUGAGGCGCUGCGGCUGGCCGGCAUCAAGGUGUGGGUGCUAACUGGUGACAAGCACGAGACGGCCGUCAGCGUCAGCCUGUCCUGUGGCCACUUCCAUCGCACCAUGAACAUCCUGGAGCUCGUCCAGCAGAAGUCUGACAACGAGUGUGCCGAACAGCUCCGCAGACUGGCCCGCAGGAUCAAAGAGGACCAUGUGAUCCAGCACGGCCUGGUGGUGGACGGGGCGAGCCUGUCUCUGGCCUUGCGGGAGCACGAGAAACUCUUCAUGGACGUGUCCAAAAACUGCUCUGCCGUGCUCUGCUGCAGGAUGGCCCCUCUGCAGAAAGCCAAGGUGGUGCGUCUGCUGAAGACUUCUCCAGAGAAGCCCAUCACUCUGGCCAUUGGUGACGGAGCCAAUGAUGUCAGCAUGAUUCAGGAGGCCCAUGUUGGCAUAGGUAUUAUGGGAAAAGAGGGCAGACAGGCAGUCAGAAACAGUGACUAUGCAAUCGCAAGGUUUAGGUUCCUUUCCAAACUGCUGCUUGUGCACGGCCACUUCUAUUACAUAAGAAUAGCCACCCUGGUGCAGUAUUUUUUCUACAAGAAUGUGUGUUUUAUCACGCCCCAGUUUUUAUACCAGUUCUUCUGUCUGUUUUCACAACAAACUCUUUAUGACAGUGUCUAUCUGACACUCUACAACAUCUGCUUCACCUCGCUGCCCAUCCUGGUCUACAGUCUGUUUGAGCAGCUCGUCCACCCGCACGUGCUGCAGAGCCACCCAGCGCUGUACAGGGACAUCAGCAAAAACUCCAUGCUCUCCUUCAAGACGUUCCUCUACUGGACCAUGCUGGGCUUCUGCCACGCCUUCGUCUUCUUCUUCGGCUCCUACAUCCUGAUGGGGGAGGACACCACGCUCUUGGGCAACGGGCAGAUAUUCAGAGCUAACAGACAACUGAUGUUUGGAAACUGGACGUUUGGAACGAUGGUUUUCACAGUCAUGGUCAUCACAGUCACACUGAAGCUGGCCUUGGAGACCCACUUCUGGACGUGGAUUCACCACUUUGUCACCUGGGGCUCCAUCGCUUUCUAUUUCAUCUUCUCCUUGUUUUAUGGGGGCAUCAUCUGGCCGUUCCUCCACACGCAGGACAUGUACUUCGUCUUCGUCCAGCUGUUGUCCAGUGGCUCGGCCUGGUUCGCCAUCAUCAUCAUCGUGACGGGCUGCCUGUUCCCUGAUGUCAUAAAGAAGGUGCUCUAUCGGCACCUACAGCCCACCAGCACCCAGAAAUCUCAGAUGGAAGAGGAUAAGGUUUCAGUCCGCUCAGAAUAUGACUCUGCUCAAAGCAGGAACAGAGGGGAGGACAAUUGGCAACUGCUAGCUGCUUCUCCUCCCCCCGCCCUCGGUGCAGCCCUAUCCUCCCCUAGCUUGCUGAGGUCCAGCAGGGCUCAGUCAGCUGCCUGGACUCCCUGCGCUGCGUCGGCCCGGAGGAGCAGGAGGGGCCGGGCGUCCGCGUCCGGCUGGGCCGGCUGGUGGAGCGGUUGAUGGGCCGCUGCGCGCCUCCCAGGGCCGGCAGAUCGUGGAGCAACUCGGAUCCAUACUACUCCAACGACAGGAGCAUCUUGACCCUCUCGCCCAUCGAGGCCACUCAUUACUAGUGCCCCGGAGGCCUGUAGCCUGCGCCCCCCGCCUGCCAGCCCACAGCGGGCGCUGCCCAGUGUGCCCGGACCAAGGCUGGCCUCUUCAGCUCUCUCACCAGCCUCACCUCAGCCAGAAUAAACUCACACCUGAAGAAUGUGACUGACCCCCUGAGGCAACACAAUCAACACACCUCUCACUCACCGACUUCAUGCAAACACAGGAAGGGAAUCAUAAUGGCACAGAAGACCAAAGGAUUUAUCUCAUCUAGAGAGAGAGAGAGUGUGAGUAGGAAACAGACACAGAGGAUUGUGGUGGUGCUACUCUAGGUUACUGCUGCUUCCACUAAAUGACUGAUGGGCUGCAAAUCUUUCCUGGGGAAAGUACCGUAGACAGCCCAUUUAAAAAACAAAACAAACAAAAAAAAAAAGCCAUAUCUUCUGUGUUUUUUGAAAUACCUGAUUUUUCAAGGUAUGAAAUAUGAGCGCAUUUAGCACUCUAGUUGGGGCGGUGAAUGACGUCAGCCCAUGAACAGCCCACCCAGGCCUGUGCUCUGGUGUGCAGGUGGAAGAAUGGCCCUCAUAGCUCACUAUGGUACUCCUACAUAUCAACCUGAAACUUAUGUGACCUGCACAUUGAUUUUUUUUUUUUCAUGAUUUCUCUUUGUUGUUUUGUAAUCUGUUGUGCAAUGCAUACUUUUUCUUCUCCCCUAUCCAUCAUCUUGUCAAUCAUCAUUCUAUUAGCAUGCUUUUUUCCCUGUGUGCUUCUGUUCUCUUGGUUUUUCUUUUGGUUACUAACCACUUUGUUGACUGUGCUGUAUGUGUGUGUGCGGUUCAUCAUCCCAUUGCAAGAAGGCAGCGAUCAGCCGAGAUAGAUUCUAACCUGCCUUCGCCUCAGCCGUGGAGGCCUCGAGGUCCCCCACCACACAGAAAAAGCUUCACCUUGGUGCACCAGGGGAUUAGUAGAUGGUCGUUGAGACAACCGUUUUAAAUUUGCUAUCGACACAGUAACAUCUCUCUCUCUCUCUCUUUUGAUAUCAGCACGCAUGUGGAAAAAACCCUUGAUGAGCCAAACUCACAGUAUAUAAGUGAUGGCUUUUGUGGUGGGGGGAACUCACUAAGGGAUAUAGCACUCUCAUUGACUGAAAUCUGGGAGCUGUAGCCUACUAAGUCUCUUUUCACAAGAUACUUGAAUUUGCAGCUACUCAACUGUACCUUGAUGAUAUUCUGAAGCAUGACCGCAAGCAUUCAAAGAGGUUGCUGAAGCGCUGCUGCUGAAGGAUGCAUAUCUGAUAAAUUAGACAAACGAGCAUCAUUUUCUACUGAGGUACACUUUUGAGGUUUUUAAAUUAUGUUGGUACGUCACAUUUAUUUUUCAGCACAUGCAUUGCAGGUGUGAUGUCCAGGGCAUCAAAUAAUUUGUGCUCCAUGGGUUCUGAUCACAGAUUUGUCACUUUACGUCAUGAACGCCAGCAGAGUUUGGCCACAUUGUUGGCGAGGUUCCGCUACACAUUUCAUAUAUUUAUCAUACACCUGUUAUGUAGCAAACAUAUCUUGUCUUGCCCUAAAUGACUCAUUAGCAAUAACAAUCAGUUGAUACAUGGGAAUACUUGGGACUAGAUGCAAUGUCAACUAGCCACUUCCUUGUUUGUUUUUAACCAUGUUGAGAAAAAAAAAAAGAUAAAAGUUCAGUUACUGGUAUUGUACGCUCCUGGCAGUGAAAGUAAUGAAUUGCUGAUGUUAAUGAAAACAGUUAUAUUUACGGAAUAAAUAUGUCUUUUUUUAAUAUA
Messenger RNA from Clupea harengus (Atlantic herring), 5735 nucleotides. RefSeq names its product ATPase phospholipid transporting 11B (gene atp11b). Gene Ontology annotation, molecular function: ATP hydrolysis activity; magnesium ion binding; ATP binding. Lineage: Eukaryota; Metazoa; Chordata; Actinopteri; Clupeiformes; Clupeidae. The record is from RefSeq and is a predicted model, not a curated record. Gene Ontology annotation, biological process: phospholipid translocation. Gene Ontology annotation, cellular component: plasma membrane; endoplasmic reticulum; recycling endosome.